This is a messenger RNA of Callorhinus ursinus (northern fur seal), 9364 nucleotides long. It is a transcript of the gene MBNL3, whose product is annotated as muscleblind like splicing regulator 3. Gene Ontology annotation, biological process: regulation of RNA splicing. Gene Ontology annotation, molecular function: metal ion binding; RNA binding. The record is from RefSeq and is a predicted model, not a curated record. Lineage: Eukaryota; Metazoa; Chordata; Mammalia; Carnivora; Otariidae. Gene Ontology annotation, cellular component: nucleoplasm; cytoplasm.
GAGCCUCGCUUUAAAAUGGCGGCAUUCAGUAAGCACCCCUGCUAAAGGCUCUCCCGGCACCGGGGCCACCUCGCGCAGCGCUGCUUUUGCUUCUGCCGCUAACAGAUGGCAUGUGCCGCUGUCGCUGCCGCUGCCCCCGCCGCUGCCGCAGAGAGCAGGACCCCUUAGCCCCUGGGUGUGCGCUAGCAGCAUAAGGUUUCUGAAAAGUGCCUUUUCUGAACACUGCUACUUCGAUUCCACUCUAGAGCUGUCUCUUUAUAAACCCCUCUCCCUCCCCAGCCCCCAAACCUGGUGUGCUUGCAGUUCAGUCUUAGCAACUGGUCCAUUCUUUUUUCCCCUUCAAUUCCCAGUUUUCCUAGUCUUUUUCCCUCCUCCUGAUUUUGCAGCAAAUUUUAUAUUUACAGUUGUAACAUCCUUACCAAUCUUAGUCAUUAAAUCCAAGAAAUAGGGAGAAAAACAUUUCUUCCCUUGAUCUGAGACCAUUCCACAAAUUGAAGGGCAACCAGCAGCAUAUGCUUUUUGCAAGAAUAAUUGAAAACAUCAACUGGAGAGCACAGAAUUCUUUUGAAAGCCUGCCAGUUAUUUGAAGUAACUUCGGCAGAGGAACAAAUUAAACACUCAAUAUCUUAACCUUUCUGGUUGCCUUCUUAGGAGCUGGUCUCUAAUUUAAUUUUUAACUAUUCUGAUACAAUUUUUAUUUUGUGAUUGGCUCUUUGACCAGACCAAAUUUUGGCUGAAACAAAAACCUAAGUGCUAACAAAGAAGCAUUUCACCAAAGCAACCUUACCUCUUCACAUAUAGCUUGAAUUCACUUUUAACCUUUUAACAGCAGUGAAACUGUCCUAGAGAGGGUGCACUUGAUUCUAACUUUGCUUUCAAUAUGACGGCUGUCAAUGUCACCCUGGUUCGUGACACCAAGUGGCUGACUUUAGAAGUCUGCAGAGAAUUUCAGAGAGGAACCUGCUCUCGAGCUGAUGCAGAUUGCAAGUUUGCCCAUCCGCCAAGAGUCUGCCACGUGGAAAAUGGCCGUGUGGUGGCAUGUUUUGAUUCUUUAAAGGGUCGGUGCGCUAGAGAGAACUGCAAGUACCUUCACCCUCCUCCACACUUAAAAACUCAGCUGGAAAUUAAUGGACGCAACAAUUUGAUCCAACAAAAGACUGCCGCAGCCAUGUUUGCCCAGCAAAUGCAGUUUAUGCUCCAGAAUGCUCACAUGUCAUCGCUUAGUUCUUUUCCUAUGAAUCCGUCACUUGCAGCUAAUCCUGCAAUGGCUUUCAAUCCUUACUUACCUCAUCCUGGGAUGGGCCUGGUUCCUGCUGAACUUGUACCGAAUGCACCUGUUCUGAUUUCUGGAAACCCGCCUCUCGCAUUGCCAGCAGCUGCUGGUCCCAAACUGAUGCGUUCGGAUAAACUGGAGGUUUGCCGAGAAUUCCAGCGUGGAAAUUGUACCCGUGGUGAGAACGAUUGUCGCUAUGCUCACCCCACGGAUGUUUCCAUGAUUGAGGCAAGUGACAAUACCGUGACGAUCUGCAUGGAUUACAUCAAGGGGCGAUGCACCCGGGAGAAAUGCAGGUACUUUCAUCCUCCUGCACACUUGCAAGCCAAACUCAGGGCAGCUCAUCACCAGAUGAACCAUUCAGCUGCCGCCGCUAUGGCCCGCCAGCCUGGUAUGCUUCAACUGAUACCAAAGAGAUCGGCACUUGAAAAGACCAAUGGUGCCACUCCGGUCUUUAACCCCGGCGUUUUCCACUGCCAGCAGGCUCUGGCUAACCUGCAGCUCCCACAGCCGGCAUUUAUCCCUGCAGGGCCAAUACUGUGCAUGGCACCCGCUUCAAGUAUUGUGCCCAUGAUGCACGGCGCAGCUCCCACCACUGUGUCUGCAGCACCAACACCUGCCACCAGCGUCCCCUUCGCUGCAACAGCUACAGGCAAUCAGAUACCCCCAUUAUCAAUAGAUGAACUGAAUAGCAGCAUGUUUGUUUCACAGAUGUAGAAGUUACCAGUAGAACAUUGAAAUUCUGAACAACAGAGUUACGGAGUAUCAAGAUCUCUCCAUGAGAACCUCCAUAUGGCCUUUCCAUAUAUAUUUUCGUAGGUCCUCUUCUACCAAUGCUACGAUAAGUGUGGUGCGGUCAAUAUAUUAAACCAAACGCAUAUACCAACCAACAGAUUCAAACAAAACCAAUAAAGCAUUAAACGGUCAGUGGAGAUGUUAAAACAAAACAUACAUAGAAAAUGAGUAACUAACAUUUAUCUUAUUUGAAUUAGUAGGUAGAACACGACCGUAAAGUUUUGUAGUUUGUUACAUUAUUCUUUGUGAUUUUCCAAUAACCAUUAUGCUGAGUGAAUCUCCACAGUGGACUGUUGGCUUACUGUGCAUUCUUGGUGGGUAAAUGUUCAUCUGUUUUAAAGUGUUACCUUACUGUUUUGUUUACACAAUAGUCUUUUGGGUUGAUUUAGAAUGUAACAAAUGUAUCCAGUACCAUUUGCCUCACUAUUAUUGUAUUGUGGUGUGGUGUGUUGUGUUAGAUUUUGACAUACUAUAGUGUUUUCCUCUAGAUGUGUGGUGUUUGAUUUCAACUAGAAUAUUACUAAUGGGAAACAGAAAUAUCUGUGUUCGAAAAACAUAACAGAUUAAUGUUAACAUGCUUUCUCUCUCUUUAGAACAUUUCUGUAGGUUUCUUGGGGCAGACAUUCAUUAUAAACAUGCAUGUGUAUAAUUUGUACCUGCGGAUCUGACCUUGCAUAAUACAAUCACAUGACUAGGUUUUUUUGAGAGGAGAGAGAAAUAAUUACCUGCAAAAAACAGGGAACUUCUGAAAAUAUGAACCCCUAAUCUCACUCCUCAAAAAGCUUGCAAAAUUACAAUUUACCUUUAAAGGUAAAUUUCUCAGCAUUUAUGUGAAGUGCCCAUUACGUUUCUUGUGGUUCAAGGAUCCUGUCUCCUAGGUUGAGCCAUUUGUCAACUUCAGCUGAAGGCUGGUACCUGGAGGCUUAAAGAUAUGUUAAUUGUAGGUUAUAAAUUAAACGGAGGCGAGGACAUGGAGAUAGUUUUUCCGUUUUAUGAGGAAAGUGUGUGAAAACCUUUUCCACAAGUGCCAUUCUCUGGAUGAAUAUGGCACCUGCUUUUUAGACCCCUCUUUGAAUAAUAAGAGGCAAUCUUGCAAAAGUCAGGGUGAAAGAGAAGUGGUUCUGAGUGAGGUCUUUCCUCCCCAAAUGGAUAGCCUUCUCCGUUGAUCACAGUUGGAGUAUGAGUAUAGGUUUGGGGAAACCGUGGGGGUGAGGAGGAGGGUAGGAAGACAUUUCAAGUGAGUCUCUGAUUCACUUACAACUGCUAGGAAGGCUGUCCACCGUUGUCUUUAGCUUCAGUUCACCCAAAUUUCCAGUCCUGUUGAACACUUCAGUGAAGGAGCCAACAUCUGUGUCAAGUUGCCUUUCCCAGACUUUAUUAACAGCAGAAUCAUAUCAUAACCAAGCCUUUUUUUGUUUCCUCGUUUAGAUUUGUUUGUUUUUAUAUGUAUUUGAAAAUUGUAAUAGAGAGGUUCUCAGCACCCUUUGGAUGAGACAGACCAGCUACACUCCAUGGAGCUGAGCUGAAUUCACGUUACUAAUCCUCGUGACAUAAUUGUAUAACCAAGUAAAACAGUAGUUCAUAUGGUAGGUGACAUUACCUCCUCCACUGUACUCAGUUAUUAAAGUUACUAUUGCUAUACAGUGCUGGAACCAUAAGAUACUUCACAUCAACCUAGGUUUAAUAUUUUCUACUAAAUAUAUAUUCUUUCACUAGAAAGCAUACAGUCAGCAAAUUUAAUGUCAUAGCAGGUUUGUUCUCCUUCGUGAAAAUGACAAGGAAAGAGAAAAUGGGAUUUAGGAUACCUUAAGCUGGUUAGCAGCAUUUGAAUCAUAGAACAAUGGAGUUGGCACAACCUUCUCACAAGGGAUGAAACUGGGGCCCGGGGCACAUGACCUGCCCAUGGCUACCUACCUAAUCGGUGGCAGUCAGACCCAAAAAAACCUCCGGACUUUCGGUUGUUCCUCUGUUUCGCACCGUUUGUGCUUCGGCACAUUCGCGACUCCCUCCCAAAGCAGAUCCAUUCCACUCAGAAUACAAAAGGGCAAAAUUAGCUGUGCGGGAGUUGAUAUCCUAUUGUUCUUAAUGAUCAAGCCCGAAUCACGAUCAUCAGUAAUUUCUAAAGGGUCUUGCUUGCAUCAAGACCCUGUCAUCUAUUAACAGUAUUGCCCGGCGUUAGAGAACAAGACGCGUCCAGACUUUUGCCUGUUGACUCCAUGAACCACUUAAUUUCUGUUUCCCAAAAUCUUAACGUUGUUAGAGAAGAAAGUAGAGUACACCUUUGUGAAAUAACUUGUGUAUAGAACCCGUGCUGGCGCCUCUCCAGAAAGGCAGAGCUAGUCACACAAACCCAGGAAGGAUGCACCUGAGCUAGUCUGGGGUCUUCCUUAAAGGGGCUAGAGAUGUCUUCAGUGCGAAAUGAACUCUUUUGUGUAGUUUGACGUUUUGAUACAACGUAUACUGUCUCAUUUAACCUUUUAAACUUCUGACGAAGAUGUACAUAGACAAGCAGCCUAGUGUACAGUGGUUUUUAUGAUGCUGAGAGCACUGGAAGACAUCCGUGAUGACUUAUUUUUCAGUAGGAGGUUCAGUGAAGGAUAUUCAGGGUAGUUGCAGUGUGGGUGCCACAAUAUUUGAUAUGGCUGGCAUUCUAAAAGUUACUUUGUAAGUGAAUUUAGAAGAAAGACGAUUCAAAGCACUCAAGUUUUGAUCAGAUGCAAAAGAACGUUGACAAAAAUGCAAUUGUAAGAUAGCACUCUUUAAACUAGUUGUGCAAUGACUUAUGCUGAUUCUCUUUGUUCAAGAAAAGAAACGAAGAAAGGAGAGUCAUUAGACUAUAAAUUUCCAGUUAAAAAGCCAAGUCACAAAACUAAUCAGUGACUCUAAACAAUAAUUUACUGGAUGAAUUGUAUAUAUAAAAUUCUAACCACUUGUGAUUCUUAGUUGACUUUUUAUAAGCUUUGUAUUUUAUAAGGGCUUCUAUUCUUAUUUAUCCAAAAUUAUUGUUUUUGUCCAUUUCUCUCAGCCUUUUGCAAAAAUAGGCAAGAGUACUGAAACUUGGAUAAAACAGGUCAGGUAUACAGAGAAAAUAAUCUAAAAGUUAUCUGUUAAGAGGGUUUUAGUAGUAUCAAAAAAAAAUUUUUUAAAGGCACUAUGUGAACAGAAGUAUAUUUUAAAGAGGGAUUAAGAUGAAAUUAAAACCAAAUGGAUUCAUAAAAUUGCUAUUUAAAUACAGUAUUUACUUUUGCAAUUGGAGCAUGAUUCUCUAACCAGCUGUUGCACUUCAUCUCACUUGUCUAGACUAGAGUCUAAUUUGUAGUUCAUUGUCAUGUGAAAAGUCAUCUUCUCCCUCCUCCAUCAACCUUUGCCAUCUAUUUUUGAACAUGCGAAAGCACUUUGAUACUGCCGUUAAGUGUUGUCCCGCACCGCGGGGCUGUGUUCACUAAGGUUCCGACUUACUUUAGUCUGUAGGGUAGGCUGUAAUGCACAGAAUGAUUAGAAACUGGAAUCCUCUUUCUUUUUGUCUCUUCUGCAUUUCUACACACACUGAAAUAGAAGUAGGGAAAUAGGCCCUCCCAGUUGUGUUGAAUAGAUGUAGGAAGAUAGUGGCCUCAUUGUUAAUUUUACCAGUGCCCGUCGAAGGCACCAGAAUGAAUAGUAUCUAAAAGAGUAUCACAACUUUUUUUGCAAACUUAGUUGAUAGCGUCAUCAAACUGUAGAUAAUAAUUGCAGACAUAGUUUCUGAGCACCAAGUCCCUCACUGGUGCCAGGUUUUCAUUUUUCUUUUUAGUUUUUAAGGUUUUUGUUAUACUACAUUUUUAUAUCUCUAAGUCACUAACGAAUUUAACUUUGCAGGAGAGUUAGAGAAAAGUUAAAGAUUUUACUACAUGUACUCAACCCACCUAGAUAGGUUUUAAACUGACACCGAAGCAUGACAAGAUAUAGAUUAUAGUCCAUAAAUAUUCUUUACAGUUCACAGUUUAAGAAUAAACUUAACUUUAUAUACAAAUAAUAAUUUUUUAACUAAUUAUAUUUAGUUGUUGCUUUAGCAACAAAACUACAACAUGGCUACCUUUAGACACCUGUUUUCUUUUGUGUGAUAAUUUUACUCAUUAACUAUACAUGGUUUUUGACAGUAUGAGUAUGUAGAAGGUACAGCUCAAAAUUCAGAGAACAGAUCUGGCUGAAUUUUUCUUUAAUCCCAAAUUGCCACGCGAAAGCUGAAUUUGUGUCCUUAUAUGACUUUUUGAUCAAAAAGUUUACAACACAUGGAUUCUAGAGUCAGGCUUUUUAGCUUGUAGAAUUUGUUGUGUGGAUAGGGUUAUUCCACAGUAUUUCAACUUCAAAACAUGAUCAUUGCAUUUUUAAUCUAUUAUCUGACCUUUCUUUCAUAACAUUACUUAUUCCAAAUUACUCUAUGCAGGAGGCAUAGCUGUCACUACAAAAAUUCGCUUUUCUGGAAUUAUAUACCCACCCCAACACAUCCAAAAGAGUCUUAAAGAAUGAUGGACACGUAUUUUGGAAUGAAUUCGUAUUUGUAAAACCAUACAUAAAGAUACUGUGGAAUGACCCCUUAACAGUGUUUGAGAGACAUAUGCUGCAGUAAACUGAUGGUCUCAGUUAGGGUGCGACUGUGUGAGACACACCUUUUUUGCACUUAUGUACAUAGUCCGUGAACGCUAUGCUUGGAACUUUUGUUUUUUAAAUAUAAGAAAUCUGUGAUAAUAGCAAAAAAGUAAGAUAGAGUUAUUUCUAAGGCCUUGAGAAGGAGGGGGGGUUUUGCUAGAAGACUUAACUAAAGCACGAUGUUGCUUUGCUGUUGGGGAGGCUUUCUGGUUUGCUAUAGUUCACCAAAAGAAAAGACUGGUAACAGGUAACAGGUCACCUUCCGCUAACAGCACUGACCUGACCAAGAGCGAGAAAGUCCUUUCAUCUUUUACAGUAGCAAAGAUUAUUGGCUUUUUAGAUUAAUCUCCAUUGUAAACACACACACACACACACACACACACACACACACACACACACACACACACACACACACUAGGCAGGUUUCUGGCAAAGGUCUUCCUUUUCCAAUGGUUGCAAGCAGUGAAGUACCCUGUAGGCUGCAAGAUGGAUAGAUCCAUUUUGAUCAACUUAGAUUUCAUCUUUCCCAGAAAAUUACUGAUGGAGAGGUAUCCGUUCCAUCAAUUAAUAUCCACUUAAGUGACAAUCAAAGUGUUAACGUUCACCACUACUUCUCCUUUAAAAUUCAGAUCCCAAAACCCAACUGGCAACCACUGAAAGACUUCAUUUUACAGCUAAGUAUGGCCGGCACAGGCAUUUCGUUCCCUCCAAUGAAAGGGAAAAAAAAAAUGCCUCUGGCACAACUUUAUAAAUGGCUUUAAACUUACCUUAUACCUGUUCAGUGGAAGCUGUUCUCUGACUCGCCUUUACCAGAUUAGAAAGUGCUUCAUGGUGCCAUACAGCCUCCCACUGUUUUAGCUAAACAGAAGAGAACCAGCCCAGAUCUCACAUAUGUAGCAGCUGCAAUCAGACCAUCUCGGUCCAUUUCCCUACCUCCCAUUCCCCCAUCUAACAUUUUGUUGCCUCCAGGCAAUGGGGUUAGAAAGGUGUGAGGAUAGAUCACCAUGGGUAUUUUGGGUCCUUCCCCUGCCUUGGAGAAGGAACCCAUCCUGGGAUCGGGGGGCUGGUAUUAGUAUUGCUACCCAUCUUGCUGGUUCUCCCUUACAGAGAGAGGGAAACAAGCCAAAGCCAGACAGCAAUCCAAGCCUUACAGUUGUCCAAUAGCUCAGGGCCAGUUGGUUAGAAAUUUCUCUCUUUCCCCCCGCCCCACCCCUUCAGCCCUUAAUCACGUAGAGUCAGCUCUACAACUAUCAGCCUGACCAUCUGAUACACUGGUACAAAAUGUAAGCAUUCAUGCAUUCUGUAGUUAGGGACUCCAACUUCCACCUCAUCGCCAACCUGUUUUCCCAACUUACCCUGUGUUCUUGUGUUGACAUUUCCCGGUGGAGCUAUAAGCAACAAGAAUAUAUUUUCAUAAGGUCAAGAGAAAUAUACAAUUUUAAGUGAAGAAGAAUCAUUUAUAAAAUAGUAAGAAGGAACCUAGAAGCAUCACAAAAGAUAACCAAUUAAUUGAUGGCAUAUUGCCCAUGCUGACCGCCAUUGGGUCACACUCUUUGGAGCUGAAACACAGGGGCUGUGUUUCAGUGAGUCAGAUUAGAGAAGGAAACAUAACAAAAUGUGAAUGACUUGAGGCCCAAAAGGGACCUCUGCCAUUAAACCCAGGAAAGGGCUUAGUUUGACUAGUUCAUGCAGUUUCUAGCCCCUCCACUUGGCCUUGCCUGGGAAAGAACCACCCGUUAAUACUCCAAAGCAGGAUGAUUCCAGAGAAAUUUUAUCUUUAAAUAGAACCCAGCCUCAAUAAUAGUAGACCAAAAAGGGAAAAAAAUCUAUCAUUUGAAGUCCCAACUCUUUGAAGGUAUUGCAAAAAUUCUCACUAGUCACCUUCUACAUCAUAUUAAUUUUUUUUAAAAGUACCUCUGUAACAAGACCUAAAUAAAAGUAACCCCACUUUAGGCCAUGCUCUUUUCCCCAAAAACACACAACCUAAAGAUUUAUCUGUCAUAGAAGUGCAUGGUUGCGAAGCUUUAUUUCUGUAUACAGAUGCUCUCUGUUCAUGAUGGAAACCAAAUUACUCUGUUGCUAUGCCUUUUGUGUCUAGCAGUUGAGAGGAUGAUACGACCGCCGUACUGCUGGGUACUGGGGUUGCCCUUUUCAAAAUAAAUUUCCUUUUAUUAUUGUUGCUGCUUCAAUUAUUAGCAAAUGAACCAUUUGUUAUCAUACCCCCAAAUUACAAUCGUUUAAAUUUUAAGAAAAGAUGUUCCUAAAUGCACUCUUUUUUUCUUUUUUUAAGGGCUGACUGUGCGUUUAUAUAACAACAGUCCAGUAUAAUGUAGAAAAUGAAGCACAAAUUUGGGACAAAAGAAUGUCAAUUUAAAAAUACCUGUAGAUAAGAAAAUUAUUAGCCAUGCGCAACAAUUAUAGAUUUAAAUAAUGACCAUGAUAUUUCCCAGAUGAAAACUCCUCCCAUCAUAUUUUGCCUCCAAAAUGCCAUAGUUCAUUCCCUCAACUGCUAUCAAUAGGGUAGAUGCUUUGAUUUUUUUUCCAUUUUUCCCCCCAAGUUAUAGCGCUGUACUGCUUGUUUGUGUUUAGAAGUGUGCGUUAUGUAAGUCAUCUUAGUAUGCUACUUCUAUGUUUAUUUUUUGGUUCUUUUAAUAAAAUGCAUAAAUUUCA